AUGUCCUCCUCCCCGAAGACAGUUGUCCUCAUCACUGGCUGUGCCGGUUGGCUAGGUGGCCUGCUCAUUCACCAACUACUCGCCGACCCCGAGACGCCGAACUGCCAUUUCAUUCUCGCAGACGUCGUCGAGCCCAAGGCCCCUCAGAAUGCGCCAGCCAUAACAUUCAAGGCCGAUCUUACAGUAAAGGAAGAGAUCGACAAGCUGUUCGAGACAGAGUACGGCACGCCAGCCGUUAUCUACGCUCUACACGGAAUCAUGUCUCGGGGUUCGGAGGACGACUUUGACCAUGGCAUCAAGGUCAACGUCGAUUCAAUGCGGCUUCUCCUAGACAAGGCACGUCACGAAGGCGCCAAAGCAGGCAAGCUCAUUCGAUACAUCUUCGCAUCGUCACUAGCAGUGUAUGGCGGGCCCCUGCCCGACGUCGUUACCCCACUGACCAUUGCUACGCCUGAAGGCGCGUACGGAAUGGGAAAACUGUCGACUGAGCUGUUCAUCAACGAAUACUCGCGCCGAGGCUUUGUGGACGGCAUUAUCAUGCGGCUCCCGACCAUCGUGGUGCGCCCUGGCGUGCCGUCCAACGCAACAUCAGCCUUUAUCUCCGGUAUCAUACGCGAGCCGCUCAAGGGUAUCGAGGCUACUUGCCCCAUAGGCGACUCGUAUGAUUCGCCCGAGCUCGACAAGCUCAGGGCAUGGUUGGCAUCACCCGAGACGACAAUACGGAACUUCGUCAGAGCCUCACACGUCCCGGCCGAGAGCCUUCUACCGCACACGCGUGUGAUCUGCCUACCGGGCUUUACCGCUAGCGUGCGCGAUGAGCUCAACGCACUGCGCGAAGUGGCCGGCGAAGAGGCGCUCAAGCUGGUGAGGUUCGAAGACAACCCGACGAACCGCAGGAUCGUGUCGUCGUGGCCGGCGGCGUUUGACAACUCCUACCCGCUCAGCCUCGGCUUCGUGGCCGACGAGGGCGGCAUGGUGCCCGUCGUCCGCCAGUUCAAGAAGGACGUUGAGGCUGGAAUCGCAUAG
Peniophora sp. CBMAI 1063 is the source of this 1026-nucleotide messenger RNA. NCBI's taxonomy places the organism in Eukaryota, Fungi, Basidiomycota, Agaricomycetes, Russulales, Peniophoraceae. The record is from the annotation of a GenBank genome assembly.